CAUCCUUCAUUUUAAAUCAACGUUAUGACCAGCACGACUCGCGCGUGCGUGUGCCAAUUUCUUCCCGCCUCCUCGCGAGCUCGUGCGCGUGAUGCUGCGGUGACGUUACCAAAGGGCUUCUGUCUCGAGGCGGCGGCAGGUUGAGUCCAGUCAUCAGUGGUCUUCUUCUAGACCGGACCCCUUUCGAGACCAGCCCGUCCCAGCCCGGGUCUUCCACAAUGAUCUCCCCUGUGAGGAAAAGUUCUAAAGUUAUUACAUCCGUGAGUGUGUCGUCAUCAAGCUAGCCCGUCUCGUGCCAGCCAGGAGGGAUAGUUGUCCUUGGUCAUGUUGUCUUCGUGGGACAUUUUGGAUGAUAAUGCUGCUGGAAGCUUCCAGGGACUUUGCUGAAGGAAGAUGAUUGGCGAGGAAAGGAGCGGCCACGGCAAUAAACAAGCUGGAGUGGCUUUGUUGAUCCGCUCCCCCAAGAAGAGACUGGUCCAACUGGGCCGGAAAGCCAGCAAUGGAUCAACACAGUCCAACAACUCGGUCAGCACCGUGCGCUCCACAGAGAGCACGGGAGUCCGGCAGCCCGCUAAGUCCAAAAUCCGCCGCCACAACAACCGCCUUUCAAGCGUUUUCAACCGCAGUCCCGUCCUGGGCGGCGCACCCGGCCGCCCGGGACGAGCGCAGCUCCAGGCGGAAGACGACCCGGCCGAGCUGUCCUGCCAGGUCUCUGUCCCGGGGAUCCUGAAGAUCUUUGGCAGCGACAUCUGCCAGGGGACCAACUACAAGAGCGUGUUGGCCACCACUCAGUCCAGCGCUAAGGAACUGGUGAAGGAAGCCCUGGACAGGUACUGUCUGGACGACGAGGAUGCCGGCGGCUACGUGUUGUGCGACGUGAUUGGCCAGACGAGUGGCGAGACCAAGUGGAGGCGGGAGUGUUUCCGCGUGGUGGGGGACAAUGAGAAGCCCCUGGUGCUGCAGUCGCUGUGGAAGCCUAAAGAAGGAUUCUCCAGACGCUUUGAAAUCCAGCGGAGGUCCAGCGUGGAGGAGCAGCGCCUGAAGGAGCGGGACACGGUGACAGCAGGCAUCAACGCUCAGGCCCGGAAGCUGCAGAAGAACCGCUCCAGAGCCACCUCGCUGUUUGUGGACGGGAGCGUGGAGGAUGCGGACGGGCUGGACUUCUGGAGAAGCUUGAGCGAGAUGGACCUGAGCGGCAUGGGCAAGGAGGCCAACGCAGCGCUCGGAGAGGAGCAGAGGGCCGAGGCGGACAAGGAGGUCGCGAGGCUCAGCCUGGAGAAGGAGGAGACGGAGAGCAGCGAUGACAACAGCACUCAGUAUUCCAUCCAUCCGCCUUUUGACUUCCCCUACUUCCUGCUUCUGCACGGCUACUGCCAUCGACAGGAUUUUGUCAUCUACCUGAUGAGCGGCAGCAGCACGGUGCUGGGCUGCUGCCGGGAGCACUGCAGCGGAGACGACGAGGAGAAGUUAAAGGUGGACAUCCUGCUCUUCGCUCCUGACGUGUUUCCUCAGCACUGCUGUGUCAGACGCGUGGACUCGGCCGCCGAGCCCACAAAGACAGUGACCGUGCUGAAGCCCCUCCACGGCGCCCUUGUCACCAGAAACGGUUUUGUGCUGAAGGAGGAGUCGGAGCUGCACCCCGGAGACCUGGUGGGCUUGGGGGAGCACUACUUGUUCAUGUUCAAGGAUCCCACCGGUGCAGCAGGAGCCCUGCAGGUCCCUCCUUGGAUGGGCAGACUGUGUCCCGGCUCAGACGCGCCGCCCUCAUCCACCUGUCAAUCAUGCAGCUCGCCUACCGCCACCAACACCCGCGCUUUCCCGCCUCGCUGCAGCGAGCCUCAGGUCCUGCUGAGCUACGAGCCUGAGCAGGAGGAACGGGUCCUGCAGGAGAUCAUGGACAUGUCGGAGCCCAGCGGACCGGCACCAAAGCUGACCGCCGCCUUCCUGCUCGGCCUCUGCAUCCAGCACUCCGCCUCCACCUUCCAGCUCCGUCACUUCCGACAGCUGCUGCUCCGCAUCGCAGCACGCAUCCAGCACGUGGUCUGGGACAAGACCAAGGAGCUAGCUAGCAUGCAGACAGGAAGCGGGACUGAAGGGACGCUCCUCCUCAAGACUGAAGGUCUGAUGUCAGGCCUGCGGCCGCUGGCUCUGUGGAUGGCCAACUCCAUCGAGCUGCUGCACUUCAUCCAGCACCGAGUCCCUCAGCUCAUGGCCUGGAGGCGGGACCACCAAGGUCUGAGGGAUGAGGACGUGUCCUUCACCCGCUCUGCCUGUGAGGAGGCCAUGACGGUCCUGGAGGAGGUCAUCAUGUUCACCUUCCAGCAGUCGGUCUACUAUCUCACCAAGAGUAUGUACUCCGCCCUGCCGGCGCUGCUGGACGGGAACCCCUUCUCGGAGAGCGGCCAUCUGCGGGUGCCGGACGGGCUGAGCAGCAUCCUGGAUCUUCUGCAAGAAGCUCUGCGGCUCUUCAGCGGCUUCCAGGUGCACCCCGACAUCCGCUUGCAGCUGUGCGCCUACCUCUUCUUCUUCAUCAACGCCUCGCUCUUCAACACGCUCAUGGAGAGAGGCUCCGUGGUCGGCUUCUACCAGUGGUCUCGUGGUGUCCAGAUGCGGGCCAACCUGGACCUGCUGAUGGACUGGGUCCACGGCGCCAGCCUGGGCGACGUGGCCGCCGACUUCCUCCAGAAGCUUUCCGCCGCCGUCAACCUGCUGGCCACGCCCAAAGAAACCCUCCUGCAGGCGUCGUGGUCGUCUCUGAGGGCGGAGUUUUCCUCGCUAAACGCGGCCCAGCUUCAGCAUCUGCUGAGCCAGUACAGCACUGGGAAGAACCCCCCCGGCAGGUGGGAUCCUGGACCGGACCACGCCGAGGAGGCGGCCAGGACGGCAGACAUCCUGGAGAACUUUGAGCAGCACCCCCCGCUCAUCCUGCCCAGCAGAACCUUUGUUCUGGACCCGGGCAGCGGCAGCCGUGACCCCGCCCUCCUGGAGCAGCUGGCCCGUCUGAGAGAGGUCAUAGGUCAGGGCCAGGAGGUCCUGACUGGAGGAUCUCCUCCUCAGACACUCUCAUCACACAGCGGAACCCGCCGGGACCGGGACACCCCCUCUCAGGCCACGUCCACUGAGACCCCUGGUUGUCACGGUGACCUGAGCAGCAGCCAGGAGGCCCUGAUCCAUAACCUGAAGAGUCUGCAAGUUGACAGCCCAAAGGACCACCACAAGAACCUCCAUCUGGACCCCUCCUGCGUCCUGACACGGCCCGACACCCCCCAGGGCGCACAGCAGGAGGCGGAGUCUCAGCAGGGUGCUGGAGAAGAUGACGGGCGGGAAGACGUGUUCACCGUGGAGAUCCACAGAGGACCCCACGGCCUGGGCCUGGCGCUCGUAGACGGCACGAAGACGGCGCUGAGGAUGAGCGGAAUCUACGUCAAGUCUCUGGUUCCCGAGUCUCCUGCCGCGCUGUGUCGACGACUCAAGACGGGAGAUCGGAUUCUGGCGGUGAAUGGGGUCAGCUUGGUGGGUUUGGAGUACAGCGUCGGCCGAGAGCUGAUUCGCUCCUCAGGAGACUCGCUGAGACUCUUAGUGGCCAACAUGGACGCCAACAAGAACUCCCUCUCCAAAUGCUGAACAGGAAGUCAAGCCUGCUUCCUCACACUUCCUGUUUCUCACACACACACCAAAGAAAACAAAACGUAGUCCUGCAUGAAAAGUCCUCCAAACUCAUGUCAGUCUUUGAUAUGCUUACACUCCUUUUCCCGUUUUCUACUUAGAAACUAUUUUCUCACGUGGAAUAUUCAUACAGUUCUUCUUCUACAGGGAAAUAAAACUUACUUUGUCUUUGACUUGUUGUGUCCAUGUGGCAGCGCCCUGCUGUGGUCACCAGGAAUGUGGGCGGAGGGCCCGGGUGUGUCCGCACGCCACAAGCCUGUUUUAUAUAUAAACAUAAAAUAUAUCUAUGUAUUUAUAGACUGUGGCAUCUGACCACUAGUGUGUGUGUGUGUUUGUGUGUGUGUGUGUGUGCGCAGGGGCACACGUGUCUAACAUACAUGAAAAUAAGACUAAAAUCUUGGUCACGUUUGAGGUGAACUAAAGCGGCUGA
Messenger RNA from Doryrhamphus excisus (bluestripe pipefish), 4096 nucleotides. RefSeq names its product ras-associating and dilute domain-containing protein. Gene Ontology annotation, cellular component: cell-cell junction. Gene Ontology annotation, biological process: angiogenesis; negative regulation of Rho protein signal transduction; signal transduction. Lineage: Eukaryota; Metazoa; Chordata; Actinopteri; Syngnathiformes; Syngnathidae. The record is from RefSeq and is a predicted model, not a curated record. Gene Ontology annotation, molecular function: GTPase binding.